AUGUCCGUCAGGGUUGCCGUGGUGACAGGCAGCAACGACGGAAUUGGUCUGGCCAUCGUCCGAGCGCUGUGUUCUCAGUUCGAGGGAGAUGUUUACCUGACGGCCAGAAACGUAGGUCGUGGUCAGAAAGCCGUGGAGUCUCUGAUCUCGGAGGGUCUGAAGCCAAAGUUCCUCCAGCUGGACAUCAAUGACCUGAACAGCAUCACCGCCGCUGCUGCUUUCUUCAAGGAGAGCUACGGAGGAGUGGACGUCCUCGUCAAUAACGCUGCCAUAGCGUUCAAAGUGAACGACACGGUUCCCUUCGACGUGCAGGCCGAGGUCACCCUCAGGACCAACUUCUUUUCCACCAGAGACAUGUUGACUCACUUCAUGCCGCUCAUCAGAGCUGGAGGCCGUGUGGUGAACGUCUCCAGCUUCGCCGCCUUGUACACCCUGAGGCAGUGCAGCCCGGCUCUGCAGCAGCGUUUCCGCAGCACGGACAUUACCGAGGACGAGCUGGUGGGGCUGAUGCAGCAGUUUGUGGAUGAAACCAAGACCAACAAGCACCAGCAGGCCGGCUGGCCCCAGACGGCAUACGGAGUGUCUAAAAUCGGACUGACGACUCUGUCCAUGAUCCUGGCUCGUCGUCUGUCCAAGGAGCGGCCGAAUGACGGGAUCUUGUUGAACUCCUGCUGUCCGGGGUGGGUGCGUACAAACAUGGCCGGUCCAAAAGCCCCCAAGUCACCUGAGGAGGGCGCUGACACGCCGGUCUAUCUCGCACUGCUGCCGCCCGGAGCCACAGAGCCUCAUGGGAAAUUCAUCUCUGCAAGAAAAGUUCGCGAGUGGUGA
Salarias fasciatus (jewelled blenny) is the source of this 828-nucleotide messenger RNA. Its product is annotated as carbonyl reductase [NADPH] 1-like. Lineage: Eukaryota; Metazoa; Chordata; Actinopteri; Blenniiformes; Blenniidae. Bases 1 to 828 code for a protein of 275 amino acids. Gene Ontology annotation, molecular function: carbonyl reductase (NADPH) activity. The transcript has 6 exons. The record is from RefSeq and is a predicted model, not a curated record.